Molecule: messenger RNA, 1308 nt
Organism: Chrysochloris asiatica (Cape golden mole)
Lineage: Eukaryota; Metazoa; Chordata; Mammalia; Afrosoricida; Chrysochloridae
Gene: OXA1L
Product: mitochondrial inner membrane protein OXA1L-like
Exons: 10
Coding region: 1-1308 (435 amino acids)
Biological process (GO): protein insertion into mitochondrial inner membrane from matrix; mitochondrial respiratory chain complex IV assembly
Cellular component (GO): mitochondrial inner membrane
Molecular function (GO): membrane insertase activity
Source: RefSeq, a predicted model, not a curated record
AUGGCGAUGGGGCUAAUGUGUGGGCGCCGGGAGCUUCAGCUCCUGCUAAGGUUUCAACGUAAGUUCCACAGCGUCUCAGGGCCCUGGUACUCGCCCCGAAAACCGCUGACCGCCGCAAGGCUCCUGUUUCCAGCCGGCCAGAGCUGCGGGCGCCCACACUACGUCUUCCUCAAGGUCGGACCCCGCUGCAUCAGUACCUCUGCCAUCUCGUUUGCAGAAGCCCAGGUCCAGGCUUCUCCCGUCAUUGCUACAACCCCCUCACCCACAGCAGUGACAGAGAUUGCUCCUGGAGAAACUGCAGAUGUCGUUCAAGCUGCUUCAGAACAGAGCUUCACUGAACUGGGGCUUGGAUCAUAUACCCCAGUGGGACUGAUACAGAACUUUCUGGAAUUUGCGCAUGUUGACCUGGGCCUACCAUGGUGGGGGGCCAUUGCUGCAUGUACAGUCCUUGCCCGCUGCCUGGUUUUUCCUAUCAUAGUAAAGGGCCAGCGAGAAGCAGCCAAGAUCCACAACCAUUUGCCAGCGAUCCAGAAGUUUUCCACUCGAAUCAGAGAGGCCAAGUUAGCAGGAGACUCAGCUGAGUUUUACAGGGCCUCCUCGGAGAUGACACUUUAUCAGAAAAAGCAUGAUGUGAAACUCUUUAGACCACUCAUUCUACCUCUUACUCAGGCUCCAAUCUUCAUCUCCUUCUUCAUUGCAUUGAGAGAAAUGGCCAACCUCCCAGUACCCAGCCUGCAGACAGGUGGCCUUUUGUGGUUCCAAGAUCUCACAGUAUCAGACCCCAUCUAUGUACUGCCACUGAUAGUCACUGCCACAAUGUGGGGUGUCCUUGAGCUAGGUGCCGAGACAGGUAUGCAAAGUUCUGACCUUCAGUGGAUGAGAAAUGUUAUCAGAGUGAUGCCCCUGGUAGUCUUGCCCAUAACCAUCCAUUUCCCCACGGCAGUGUUCAUGUAUUGGCUCUCCUCCAAUCUCUUUUCCCUGGGCCAAGUGGCCUGCCUCCGGAUUCCAGCUGUACGCACUGUACUUAAAAUCCCCCAGCGUGUGGUGCAUGACCCCGACAAAUUGGCUCCACGGGAAGGCUUCGUAAAAAGCUUCAAACAGGGCUGGAAGAAUGCAGAAAUUGCACAUCAAAUGCGUGAGCGUGAGAAACGCAUGCAGAAUCACUUGGAGCUAGCAGCCAGGGGUCCUUUACGACAGACCUUUACCCAUAACCCUCUGCUACAGCAUGGGAAGAAUCACCCUCCCACCGCCCCUGAUGGCAGCAGCAAACCAAAGUCAAAGCAACCCUGGCGGGACACCCUUGGCUGA